This is a messenger RNA of Triticum urartu, 5082 nucleotides long. RefSeq lists its product as uncharacterized. The record is from RefSeq and is a predicted model, not a curated record. Gene Ontology annotation, molecular function: protein binding. Lineage: Eukaryota; Viridiplantae; Streptophyta; Magnoliopsida; Poales; Poaceae.
UCCUAGCCAUUUGUUUCUCCUACCACCAAAACGAUUGACACUAUUCUUCUAAUUCCUUCGUCUUCUAAUAGCUAGAAGCAUCAUUUCGAUUUCAAAUUUUGUUGGUGUUUUCACUCGCUUUUGUGGUUUCACAUCCAGUCUAGGAUUAAUCUUUUUUUCUAGUCAUCAAUACAAAAAAAAAGUUGGUGUUUUCACUCGCUUUUGUGGUUUCACAUCCAGUCUAGGAUUAAUCUUUUUUCUAGUCAUCAAUACAAAAACAAAAACAAAAAAUAGUUGGUGUUUCCCCCUUUCCAUUCUUGUUCUCCCAUGUGUAAAAAAUAGUCCUUGUUCCUAGUGAUCAACACAAAAAACCAAAAAAUAUGUGCAUGUUCGAGUCGUUCCAAGAGAAAAAGAAUUCUAUUUGUUGUUUCCCCGUUCAUUGUUGUCCUUUCACAUCAACAAAAUACUCCUUGUUUCUAGUGAUCAAUACAAAAAUCAAUUGAUUGCACGCUUCACUUCGUCAUUGCUCUUCCACAUCUACACUGCAAUCCCGUUUCCUAGUGAUAAACAUUGAAAAAAAUAUCAUUUGUGUUUCCCUUUACCGUUGUUUUUUCAGAUCUGCAACUAUUCCUUUUAUCUAGCUCUAUCUUUUGAUUGAUAAAAAAAUACAAAAAAAAAGUCAUUGGCUUUCCAUCAUUGCUAUUGUGUUAUUCUUUUAUCCAGAAUUUGUUCACUUUCUGCGGAUAAAUACCGAAAAAAAUAAAUCUUUGGUUUCACCCCACUGUUGUUUUUCCACAUUUAUCAUUGCUUGCUUUUCUAGUUACCAGCUCCACCAGAAACACCAAAAGAUUGUUGGCUUGUCCCAGUACUGAGAUAUUUCAAGUAAAUAUGGUUGAGGUCAUUUCUUCACAUCCGUAUUACGGUGCCUAAUUCAACCACCAGGACCAUACAAGGAAGCUAGUCUGCAGCUUUUAAGCAGAAACAUGAACACUUAAUGUUUAUACUAUACAAAGUUAUCCCCAGUUCAGGUUUCUUAGCCGCUGAGAGGACCGUGGAAGGAAAUUAGCUGUAGCUGUCAAGCCAAGUCAAAGGGAAUUAAUAUUCGUUUGCCAGCCUUCAGUUUAAGUGUUACUCAAUAUUGUUUCUUGGUGAUCUAAGAUCCUGCAUGUGACAAGUUAUUCCCGGUUCAAAGCUUCUCAGAAGGCCAGCCCAGAGCUGAGAGGUCAAUUUGUGCAAACUAGCAAGUGUGGUACACUACUGAACCGGGUCAUGGCAUCAUCUUCAUGGGAAAAAUGGCCCGAUCAUGUGCGGGAUAAAUGGCGUGAUGAUCUGAGAGAUAUAGAUUUUUGGUUUAAUGGAUACCUUAAAACGGAGGCAUACAUUUUCUUGGUGUAUCAACCGUUCUUAGGUCAUAAUGUUUGUUGGAAUGUUGGGGUGGGGCCCAUGGCUUCAUUCACACGAGCCAUAUCAGGCAUGGCCGUGGAGGAAGUGCUUCAAUACUACGCAAACUUCGAACACGUGAUAAAGGUUGAUGUGAAGCCCACGCCAACGGCAGAGGAAGCCCAAGGAAGAGGAUUCAUGAGCACAAAGUACCAGCUGGCCGUCGCUGCAGCAAAGGAGCUCGGCCUGCUCGGCCAAGAUUACAUUAGAAUCAAAGAAACGCAAGACGAGCUACAGUAUUACAACUACGGGUCCUAUGAUGAUGCUACCUCCGCAGAUUUGGCGAGUCUCGUGCGGUACACUAUAGUUCCUCAGAUCAUCAAACAGUUGGCAGCCGAGAGGUACUUGCUAGUGGCUGAGAACCUCCAGUGGCCAAUUGAGCCUGGCAGUUUUACACGGGAUUGCGGGCUUCCUCUGCCCGAGUGGGCAAAUUCUCGUUGGCUCAUCUCGACCACUUCUCAUGAUGCCUACAACAAGAGCAAGUCAGAAGGCGAUCAAGUUAUAUCCAUUGACAAAGAUGAACAUGUUGUGGUGCUUAUCCUCUUUGCAAUGCAUCAAUCAGCAGAGCACAUACACGGUGCGAUGCGUCAAAAAAGCAAGCAGUACUGGCAUUGCAUAGCCCUCCAAUGCUUCCACUACGCCAUGGCAGUGUUUGGCAAACAUUCACACGUUGCAUCUAUUACCUCGGACGAGCUCAUCCACCACUGGGCCGCCCAGGGCAUCUUGCCAUAUAUGGCCAUCGAGGAAGAAGAAGAAACCAGCACCAUCAACACCAAGUUUUCAAAUAUGCAUCGAAUUGGAAGGGUCAUCCUCGAAGCAUUCCAUAAGUACUCUUUGUUGCAGCUACCCUUUUCUCCUGCAACUGAAGCUUAUGAAGCCUCCAAUACCGGCGCACAAUUCUUUACAUACCAUGGCCUCAUUGCAGAAGACAUCACAGUUGAUGAACUCUUUGGUAAGAAGAAGCAAUGGAUUUCCUUCUCCGGUGACCAUGGAUGGCAUGUAAGCCGAGAAUGGUGGAACCCAGAGGGAACAAGGGGCACAAGUACACUUAUCCUAAGAGGCUGCUCAGAUCAAUCACUCAUUCUUUCCAAGCUAGACCAUUUCUUGCCAGAACUUUGUUUUCUUCUUGUUCUUGAUCUGUCCUACACUCCAAUAAAAGCACUCCCUUCUUCCAUUGGUUAUCUACAGAACCUUCGGUUGCUCUCACUUAGAGGUUGCCAUGAUCUGAAAACUCUUUCCAAUUCAUCCACAACAAAUGCCACAAACUCAUCAACAAAUAUUAGUUCAUCGUCACCAUUGUCCACUCUAUACAAGCUAGAAAUUCUUGAUAUGAAUAGUGUUCCUGUUUCUCAUCUGACACAAGAUGUGGCCAACCAAAAGAGCAAUCUGAUUUAUCUCGACAUGUCCUAUUCGAAAAUAACUACUUUCCCUCCCACUUUUUUUGAGGACAUGUCAAAUCUGGAGGAGCUUAUUAUGACAAGCUGCUCUAACCUUGUGGAGCUACCUCCUUCAAUGGCUUCUCUAUCCAGCCUAACGGCCCUUGAGGUCACAGGGACUCAAAUAAAAUACUUCCCGCAGAAGAUAUUUGAAGAAAAUAUGCAGAAGCUACGGUCUUUGAAGCUCAUUGACAACAAGGAAUUGAUUUCACUCACAAGUCCAAUCUCUGGUGUCCAGGUAGUCAAAUUGGAAGGGCAUCCUAACCUUACAUCCUUCAUGUUGGUUGGCGCACCUCACAUAAGGUGCUUGUCUCUACGUGGAUGUAGAAAACUUGAGUCUGUUGAGAUCAAUAAUCUUGGUGCCUUGGAGGAGAUUGAUUUGUCCGGUACAGCUACCAAGGAGCUCCCUGCAGAUAUCCCUAACCUUCCCAAGCUUAGGCGAUUGCUCUUGCUGGAUGUUCCGUCUCUGAGGCGAUUUCCUUGGCAUAGGUUGGAGCGACUUCCUGAUGUGUUUUACUUGGAUCAUUGUUCAGAAGGAAAUGGUAAUCACUCUAAUCAAGUUUCCCAAGUGUGUGUUACUGACCCAAGGUUCUUCCAUAGCUUCCGUGACACUGUUGUGGAUUUAGUAAGGCGUGGACAAUUUUUCCAAUCAUUCUAUAUUCGAGUCGCACCAUGCAUUACAAAUAGCAGACGACUGCAAGAUGAAGAAGCCAUGCUGGAUACCAAGUUGCGAGAGUUGGUGCAGAAGCAAUUAACUUAUGUGGAUGUGCAUAGCAGUUGCGAUGCAGAGGAAAUUUCAAUUGCAUCAGCAAUUACAGUUCCCCUUAACCGAACUGAGCGCCACGUGGAGAUCACGGGGACACAGUCGGCAAUUGAUGGUUUAUGGUAUCUUCUAAGUGUCACCAAAUCAAUAUCGAUGUCAUGUGCUACUGCUAUUGACUAUUUUCCUUACGAGAUCAAUUUUCACGAGCUGGAAGAAUGUGAGCUACGUUGGUGCCAUAAAAUGAUAGGAGUUCUAUAUUACCCUCAAGGCUUGAAAAACCUACGCAACAUGCAUGUAUGUAAUCUCAAAAGUCUAGUUUGGUUCUGUUUAGAGUAUAGGCCCUGUGACUUCAGUAGACUAGAGCACCUGCACUUAGAGGACUGCCCAAGAUUGGAGCACGCGGUGCCACAUACAGCAACACUACCGCGUCUCAAGACACUUGACAUCUUGUUCUGCUACAAGCUCAAGACAAUUUUCAUCAGCAAUUGUACACAAGAGAAUACUUAUCAGCUCCCAAGCCUCCAAAGGAUACGUCUCCAGGAGCUGCCACUGCUCCAGCACUUCCACAACAACGACGCCACCAUCACAGCACCUGUGUGGAAGGAGCUCCACAUCCGAGGGUGUUGGAGCCUCCGACGCCUCCCGCGCCUACAAGGACGCCAGCCGGAGACUGUGAAGGUGAACGGCGAGAGGACCUGGUGGAGGAAGCUCCAGUGGGGCUCGCCCCUGCACUGCGGCAACUACGACCCCAAGCUUCCCCCAAAGUUUGCCUCCUUCGACAAGUCUGCCAAGAUGAGUAGCUACCUCAGAUGAAUCAACCCAGUCUCCAUCAACACAUCCAUCCAUCCAUCCCUUGUGCUCCAUCAUACGGCCAUGUUGUAUAUAUGCCAACCACUCUGGUCUGCAAGAUGAUACUUAUCAGCUCCAAAAGCUACGUCUCCAGGAAUUUCCACUGCUGCAGCACUUCCAUGACAACGACAUCACCAUCACAACGCCGGCGUUGAAGGAGCUCCACGUCCGAGGGUGUUGGAGCCUCCGAUUCCUCCCACGCCUACCUAAGUGUUCCACCAACCAUACACCACCGAGUACCUUCCUCAACACUACCUUAUUAACAGUGUUCCACCAUACUCUACAUCCAUAAUGUAUAUGUCAACUACCAUUGUGUCGUUCGACCCCCUUGUCUCUAUAGUAUGCAUCCAUAACAUACAUGCCACCUAUGUACAUACCCCUGCCUCCAUAUACACCUGCAUGUCAUCCAUUUGAUUUUAGAGUUUUUUGCAAAUAAAAGUCCACUUUCCUUGGUUAUUGUUGACGGACCACUUUGUCCCCCGUGGAAUCGUGUUUACUUUUUACUAUUCCAACGCAUUUUAUUGGAGUAUCAACUACUUUAUAUUUGGUGAUGUACGGGGGUCAUUUGGGUUGUAAAAUAUGUUAGAUUAUCAAGUGUGGUUUGUACUGCCAGGA